This is a messenger RNA of Alosa alosa (allis shad), 4838 nucleotides long. It is a transcript of the gene gypc, whose product is annotated as glycophorin C (Gerbich blood group). Gene Ontology annotation, cellular component: cortical cytoskeleton; membrane. The record is from RefSeq and is a predicted model, not a curated record. NCBI's taxonomy places the organism in Eukaryota, Metazoa, Chordata, Actinopteri, Clupeiformes, Clupeidae.
CUCCAGCAAGGGGAUACACCGACCGAGGGGAGGGGGAGGUGCCAAGCGAAAGUUCACGUGCAACAGAUCUACUCCUCUCCAUACAUGCAAAACUAAUGGGGAAAUUACUCUAGUUCUGCUCGCUUUUAUGUGUCAGUCUGGUUUUUUUUAACCACAAAGCAAGCUGCUGCCUACGCUGAAUGUGGACUAUGUCCAGGGGGCUUUCUCUCAACGUGGAAUAUGACAUAGAAGAGAGUGACAUCCAAGGGAAACUAAAGUGAAGCUGAAGUCUCUCUCUCUCUAGCUAUCUCUUUCUGAGACUCAGGAACGUCGGAAAGCUGAAACCAAAGGGGACAGCAUUGCAAUCCCUCCACCCCCCACUCCCCCCUCUCCUCCCCCAGGAGUACUCACAGCCUCCGGAUACUUUCGCUCCUGUCAGCUGUCCCUCUCAAUCCGAUCCCGGGAAGCCCUGCAACUCCAGCAGCAUGGACUCCACUACAGGGGAACUCAAUGUAACUGACCAGACCCAGGUCACAAACACAGAUGGAGUGGAUAAUGGCUAUUUUGAUGCCAUACUAGGAGCGGUCAUUGCCACGGUCGUCCUGGUCAUCCUGUGUGUGGUGGCUGUGCUGCUGCGGUACAUGUACAGGCACAAGGGCACCUACCACACUAACGAGGCCAAGGGCACCGAGUUUGCCGAGACAGCAGACGCGGCGCUCCGGGGCGACCCAGCACUGCAGGACGCUAUGGACGAGAGCAAGAAAGAGUACUUCAUCUGACCUGGCUGACCAGCACACAGGCUGAAGGAUGCUCCCUGCUGCAAGAGUCCUCUCUUUAAAACGCAUAGAGCAAGAGAAAGGCUAUUCAAGACCACGUGACCCUUUUGUUCAGGGGUCAGAAGUCCAUUUUGACCAGACUGAAGUGUAGAAUUAAAAAAACGACAACAUUUUACAAUGGGAUUUUUUCCCCUGUCUGCUCACAGAAAGAUCUCCUGUUUUUUUGCUGUGAAAAGGACAUGAAGUUAAUGAUGCGAAAAGUGUAGACCAAAGAGAUAAUGCCUUGUAGAGAGACAUUAAUUACAAUGUCCAGUGUUUUGUGGAUGCACAUUACUCAUGAGGUCCUGUAGAGAGAGAGAGAGAGAGAGAGAGAGAGAGAAAUGUUUUCUACCCAAACAGACGCCGGCUACAGCAAGCAUGACAAUAGCAUGAAAGUACUCUCAGAGAAGCAAUGUUGGAAAGAUUUGGAUGUGGCAGGAUGUUGAAUUGGAAUCCAAGUGAGAAGUGUUGAGAAUAUCAAAUGCUCAACCAACACAUCUGGGGUGGUCUGAAAAUAUAAUCUAUUAUGCCCACAAUCAAAAUUCUACUGCCAUUUCAAGCACUAAUAUGUAACUAACACUUAAGUAAGUAACAGAUUUAAAAUUGUAGAUUUCUUUCCUUAGUUUUGUGACACCUCUUAAAGCCAAAUAUUUGUAAUAGAAUUUGAGCAGUGAAAUUUGAUUAUAAUUUCUUCACCUGAACAGAGUAAAGGACACAUUUAAUUGUUCUAACAUUCAGUAAUUGCUAUAUUUGCAAAUGCAUAAAACAUUGUAACAAGAUAAACAUAUUCCAUAUACAUACAAUAAUUUGGCAUAUCAGUUAUAACAGUAUUGAUUACAUAUUGUUAAAUCCAAAGUAUGAAAGUCUGAAGACAGGUCCUGAUAUUGGUCCUAACCCAAUUUGCCUCCUUUAAUGGUGACAGUGUAGGAAUAUAAAUAGAUGUAUCUGAGAACUGACUCACAGUCAUCUGUUGCUGGAGGCAUCAAGCAACAGCAAUUAUCUGAAGUGUUUUUGGAAAUGAACAACGGUGGGGGGUAUAUGUGUAAUGAAUUGUUUUUCAUUAUGCUGGUUGUUUUGUUUGGUUCCACACAAAGGUGUUUGUUUUCAUAGAAAGUCAGUUUCUGAAAACUGAUCUUGUGUUUAUAUUAAGUGUUUAUAUUGUAAUCAAAUUGCAAUCUGUAUCGGCUCUCUCUUUUGGUAAAACCAAAACUGUUUGGGAAAAACUAGAGACAGAGUAGGUUUUGCAUUUAUGGAAUGCUGUGACUAUUGAACAAAAUACUGCUUAGCUCAAGAAAAAUAACCCAAAAUAAAUAACUAUAGCCUAAAUAACCACCUGGAAUGACAUGGUAUAUGUUUGUACAGCUUGUGUGUGAUAAUAACAGGAAAACAGUCUGCAUUUCUAAAACAACUGAACAAACACAAACACAAACAAAACUGAAUUCCAAUCGUGUACUAUAGACUGAGAGGUUGACAGGAUGUUUCAUAUUACUGUACAUCAACCUGACCAAUUUGAUUUUAAUUGUCUUGUCCAUUCAGAUUGUUAUCGUUUGCUUGCCAGAGGGGCUUUGACUCAGGAGCUUGAGCUCUGAAUUGAAGUAAUAUUAUCAAUAUUUCUCAGAUUCUAAGAAGUACCAUGUAACAGCUAACCUCAUGGAACUGCUCAGUGUGUGCUAAUAUUAUAUAGCCUAAAAAAGAGAGCAAGCAACUACAUAAAUGAACGGGCACUAGAUAGGCUAUUUGUGGCAGAACAUUUGCCAUCUUUUAUGAGGCAGGAUAAUAUUAAGAACAUCCUUACAGAUAUCAUAUGAAACUGUAAUUAAUAAUACAGAGUAUUCCCAGCACCUACUUUUUAGUGUAAGGUAAGAAUAUACUAAAGAUAGCCUCGAUUCUACCCACAAGACCCCAAUCAGCAAGAGCCUGGUGUUGGCACACGUCCUCGAUAGAAAAUAAAUUAAAGUCUAUUUAUCACGCAGCCCAUCCGCACAGGCUUGUAAUUCAUUACAAUGACAAAGGCAAUUAUGGCAUAUCAGCUCUGCGAGCGACAGUGUGCACAAUGAGCACCACGCCAUUUCACCUUGCAGCGAUGGCGUGAAUGAAGCUACGCAGAACAGAAAUGCCACACAACAAGUGUUCCUUUCCCAGAUUCUUUUUCCCUCUCCUCUUGGUAACAAUGUAAUACAAUGUCAAACCAUAUCCAAUGCGUUUGAAAAUCAACUUUGAAGAGGAGAGAGGGGAAAAUAGACACACACACACACAGACGACAGAUGAGGAGCUGUUUUUGAUUGCACUAAAAAUGCUAUUAUUGAGUAAGAGUUUGGGACCAUAGACUGGGGCCUUCAGUUUGAUAGAUAUUAUUGGUUUUGUCAAGCAAGUCCCAGACUAACAGAGCAGCGGAAUUAUCAGUUGUCAACAACCCCCCUCCCAACUUGACAACUGAUAAUGGCAUCAAAUUCUAAACAAAGACUUCCAUCUUCAACCCAACAACCUGCAGAUCACAACUAAAAAAGUCAAAGGUGCACAAAUAUAGCAGAAUAAAUAGUUCAAGCAUGAAAAAAGAUCUUAAAUAUUAGAGAUGAGUUAACAAAGAUCUUAAAUAUUAGAGAUGAGUUAACAUUGUUAGCCCAAGUGUGAUGCAUAAUGUGAAUACAGUAUCUCUAUAAUGCCAGAACUCUUCGAUUUCAAAUGACUGAUACCAAAUAUAACAUUCAGUGUGCAUUCUAGUUUGAGCUUUGUGUGUAAUUACAAAACAAUUAUGUCACAACAAAGUGAGAGGCAAUAGGAUUCCAUUCCAACUUUGACAUACACAAAGCAAAUUGAGCGUGUGUUCUCAGACCUUACUUUCAGAGACUGUUCUUAUGGCAACUGUGGGUGCAUUUAGGUAUGCCUACAGUGUAUUAAUCAACAAAUCCAAUCCACUAUGAAAACCCAGCCAGUUAAUAAAAAAACAUCUGAAGGAAGAGGCCAUAACACGGCCAGAGGUUUAGAUGGCAAAAUGAAGUCUGUUGUCAUUACUUUCAACUCAUUAAACACCAUACAAGGGAGUUGUAUACUUGUUGUAAUUGCAAUCUCACUGUGAGAAGAUUGCCCUGUGCAUCUUUUUGACCCUGCUGUAUCAGAAACAAGCAAUUACAACAUCUUACCAUUGCUAUAGAAACCUAUUCAUUCUCAGUUACUUUGUGCAAGACAAGGCAAGCAAGAGAAGAAAAGUUUUAAUGGUGACCAAACGGAAAGUUAACAUAAAAACCCAUUAUUUUUAUAACAUUGUUUGCUUUAAAGAAUGCACUUUACCAAUCUUUGUUUGUGGUGCUAGACCUAUUACAAAAGAUUCCAAACGAAAUACCCAAAGGUAAUGAGGAAGCACAUACAAGUCUUGAAAUUUGACUCAUCUCUGUUUCACCCGUUUAUUUUUGGGCAAGUCAAAAACAAACAAACAUGACACCGUUUCAGCUGCACGCCCAUCAUCAGAAGGGGAAUGUGAGAGAUUUUACAAAACCGUGCAGCAAUGCAAAGCACAAUACAAGUCUACCUCCUGCACAACACAAUGCAAAUAAUUGUGAUAAGUACACUGCAUAAUGCAUUCAUGUUUCAUUAUUUAUGAGGCUGCAUAUUCUGGGCAGGUGUGUAGUUAGUGAUCGAAUUAGCUGUGACGUGCCUCAUGCUUGACAGUGUGGUAUGUUUGCUUCAGACAUUCAUUCCCCUUUAUCCUGACAGAGUGCUUCUUCAUGCAAUCCAUCUUGGUUUUAUAUAACUGUCUAAACAGGCCAUCGCUCUAAUUUGGCAUAUUUACACAGAAGAUGCCAAGUGGGCAUUAAAUGAAAACUAGAUGGUCAACAUUGACCAGCAUAAACCCAGCAAAAUGGUGUCUCACACCUGGAAUUCCUUCAGUUAAAAUGCUACUUUACUUAAGGCAGGUAAACAAAAACAUUCAAGAUGUUCAUUACUUAUUUGUAAUACUUAGAUAGACAAGAAUCUUCAACAUUCAGUAAGUCUUCAGUGUUCUUUAUUGUCCACAGAAGGUCUUUAUAAAAGGAAAAUGAAAAUGUU